UCUAAGCGGUAAGCAGUGAUUGUUAAAGCCGAGCGAAUAGUCGCUUAUCCGCUCUCCAUGUGCGCCCACCUCAGAUCCGAUGCGGCCUCUGGACGUCCCGACGCCCGUCUGGUGCUCUCGCAGUGACUCGUGCGCUCGAGCUUUCGUGGCUAAUCCUGGACUAGUGCAGUGCGGCGACCAAGUUGCCGAAGUUCAGGACUUAAAGUGAUUUUAGGAUGUGCUUGGGUGAUGCUCAACGCGGCACCACUCGCCUCUGACCUACUGGAUGCACCCUAAUGUGUAUAAGAAACAUCAUAAACCGCACUAUUUGAUAUUGGUACUUCUUUGCGUUAUGAUUUUAUGUCAGCCAGUCACCUCCGAACCGAACCCAUGUAACGUCGGUGUGAGAAAAACAAAGAUUUUUUCACCAUUCACCAAGGGGUAUCUUCGGAUAGAGGCCAACAAGGUGGUGGCGAAAGAAAAAGAGGAUUUUCCGGGUGAUCGUGAAUAUUUGUACAAAGUGACAGUCGAGCAUUCCAUAUUGUUGUAUCACAUAAAGAGCGGGAAAUUUAUUUGUUGGAACCGCAACUAUAACCGACUUAUUGCGAAGAGGAAUCCGCCAACGUUAGAUUCCUGCAAGUUUCAGGAGCUGGUUUCGCACUUGGACCCCAAUGUCUACGUCCGCUACUCCACAAUCCACAAGAAUAAGGAGAAGGAGAUUCAGUUUAACCGGCGCGGUGAUUUUCUAAACAGGUGUCGUUUAAAAAAGUACUGUCAGGGGUUGAAAAGGGACAGACAUAUUUGCCAGAUGACUUGCAAUAAUAAAAUGUCAACCGACUUUCUGCCGGACGAUGACUGUGAUAGUUCUUUCUUGUCGGACUUUUGCGGGAAAAUGAAACUCGUGAAACUCCGAGGCCACAGUAUAACUUCGGAAAUAGUGGACGUGUGUAAGCAUGAAUGGAACAAGAGCCAUUGACUGCGUCGAUAAUCCAGUAAAGUGUCAGUAUUUUAUAGUAUCUAUGAAGUAUGUGAAACUGUACAAGGCUUCCGUCUAAUUUGCCAACGGACGCUCGCUUUGUACAAGUGUGUUGUAUGCUUGUGCAUUGUACACCCAUGUUCAUAAAUACUAUAUGAAACCCGGUUUUAGCCGUAAGUUGUAUAUUGUAAUUUAUUUUUUAUUUUGCUUUGUGUAUUAAUUUGAACGUGUCUUGUAAAGUUUGUAUGUAAAUUAUUAAUCGAGUCUUUGACUAUGAAUGUGAGUGUACAGUCUUAUUUUAACCCCUAUGGGGUCUUAUUUAACUCAGACUUAUAUAACUUUUGUACAUUAUUAUUUAUUUUUUUGAAUAAGUGUCGCGGCACCCACAUUUCACUCAAGGUUUUAUCUCAUUUACCCGGUGCCUGAAUUACGCUAUCCCAUGUUUUAAUGGACCGUUGGGCAAUCUAAUCGCGAAAAUACCAAAUAAUGAACGAGGCUUCGAUAAAAUGAUAUGUAACAUAGAAUUUUUUAUAUAUUAUGUGUUAUCCGUUGUUAUUUGCUAUUACAGCCUCAUAUUGUUAUAAGAUCUGUGCCAUGUAGAGGCAGUGUCCUUAAUAUUACAUUCCAAAUCAUUAUACAUAAUUAUUACGCAUUUACAACAAAUACAUAAUUUAAAA
Messenger RNA from Tribolium castaneum (red flour beetle), 1632 nucleotides. It is a transcript of the gene FGF-8, whose product is annotated as fibroblast growth factor 8. The coding region runs from base 266 to 955 and encodes 229 amino acids. Lineage: Eukaryota; Metazoa; Arthropoda; Insecta; Coleoptera; Tenebrionidae. Gene Ontology annotation, molecular function: growth factor activity. The transcript has 5 exons. The record is from RefSeq and is marked validated.